CUUCUGGAUGCAGCUGAUGCUCAGAACUCUGAUGAUAUGGGGACUUGUCGUGUUCUUGCUUCAACCAGCAGUGACGGAGAUUGCUCUUCUCUUCCCGGUCGCCACCACCUUGUCGGUCAUAUCAAACCAGGGUCAGGUCCCACCAGCACACGGGCCGCACCCAUUCGAUCGCCCCAAUCGCCUUCUGACAAGGCCUACCAAACCAGUUCGAGCAUCACGCCACCAUUCUGUGAUGAUGAUUCUACGUCUGCCAUGAUACCUCAGCCCGAAACAAGGCCCAUUUCUCAAGAUCAACUAGUUGCCGAAGUCAAAGGCAUAUAUGCUGGCUUGGUCAUGGUCGAGACCAAGUGCAUCGAAGUUGACAAUGCCAAAGCACUCAACACAGACACAAACACGAACCCAAAGCUCAACAAUGACCAAUGGCAAGCAUUAAUUGCCUUGCAUCGCACUCUACUACAUGAACACCAUGACUUCUUCCUCGCCAGCCAACAUCCCUCUGCUAGCCCCGCUCUGCGCAGACUGGCUUCCAAGUACGCCAUGCCUGCUCGCAUGUGGCGACAUGGAAUCCACUCAUUUCUUGAGCUGCUGAGUCACCGAUCGCCAGCAUCCCUAGAACAUAUGCUCACCUUCCUAUAUCUAGCCUACAGCAUAGUUUCAUUGCUUUAUGCAACGGUGCCUGCCUUUGAGGAUACCUGGAUUGAGUGUUUAGGCGGCCUCGGGAGGUACCGUAUGGCGAUCGAGGAUGAUGAUAUGCGGGAUCGCGAAAUAUGGACCGGUGUAUCGCGGAAUUGGUAUGCCAAGGCCUCGGAUCGCUCCCCGACAACCGGCCGCCUUUAUCACCAUUUGGCCAUUCUGGCUCGUCCGCAUGCCCUACAGCAGCUUUCUUAUUACACCAAGUCACUCUGUGCGCUGAUUCCUUUCCCAAGUGCGAGGGAGAGUAUUAUGACUCUGUUUGAUCCAGUCAUAAGUGCCAGCAGUACGUCUUCUCGCCUGGCCACCAUGAACACCGCCUUUGUGAAAGAUCAUGGGAUUCUCUUCUCUGGUAAAUCGCAAGACCGCUUGCAGGAAUCGAUGGACGAGUUUCUGGAACAGUUGGAUCCUCAUAUCUCAAAAGGCUUAAAGCGAUGGCUAGAGCCCGGGUGA
Molecule: messenger RNA, 1143 nt
Organism: Fusarium vanettenii 77-13-4
Lineage: Eukaryota; Fungi; Ascomycota; Sordariomycetes; Hypocreales; Nectriaceae
Exons: 2
Biological process (GO): nuclear-transcribed mRNA catabolic process, nonsense-mediated decay
Cellular component (GO): telomerase holoenzyme complex
Molecular function (GO): telomeric repeat DNA binding; protein binding; telomerase RNA binding
Source: RefSeq, a predicted model, not a curated record